AUGUGUUUGCUUGCCGCCCUUCCCGUCUUUUUUCGCGGUGGUGAGGCGGGCUUGCUGCUCGCUGCAAAUCAUUCCGGGGGCGACCUGGACAGCUACAAACGUAUGGACCCCCGCAUGCCUCCGAUGGUCCCUCUCCGCAUCAACCUCUUGUCCGCCGACUACCUCUCCGUCGCCAGCACCAACCACCUCUUCCCCGACCACGUCGAAAGCGUCCGGGAAGCUUCAUAG
Molecule: messenger RNA, 228 nt
Organism: Mytilinidion resinicola
Lineage: Eukaryota; Fungi; Ascomycota; Dothideomycetes; Mytilinidiales; Mytilinidiaceae
Exons: 2
Coding region: 1-228 (75 amino acids)
Source: RefSeq, a predicted model, not a curated record